Molecule: messenger RNA, 1018 nt
Organism: Salvia splendens (bonfire salvia)
Lineage: Eukaryota; Viridiplantae; Streptophyta; Magnoliopsida; Lamiales; Lamiaceae
Product: RNA-binding protein 48
Exons: 7
Coding region: 181-942 (253 amino acids)
Cellular component (GO): nucleoplasm
Molecular function (GO): RNA binding
Source: RefSeq, a predicted model, not a curated record
CCUUCCUCUCCAUCGAUUUUUCCACACCUCCCUCUUCCUCUCCUAUCUCCGUCAUCUAUUCUUUCAACUCUUAUUCACUAUUUCACGCAAAGGGUGAAUAAUUGCGGCGGAGAUCUGUCUAUCUGGGUCCGUCAUUGAUUUGUUGUCGUCCCAAAUUGCAGUUUAUUCGAUUGGGAAGCGAUGCCUAAAUUAAAAAACGAGCCCCCUGCAGUUCGCGUUUAUACAGUUUGUGAUGAAUCAAGGUACCUGAUUGUUAGGAAUGUUCCAUCUUUGGGUUGUGGAGAUGAGCUCUUGAAAUUGUUCUCUACUUAUGGCCCAGUUGCAGAAUGUAAGCCGAUGGAUGCGGAAGAAUGUGAGGCUUAUACCGAUGUUUAUUGGAUCAAAUUUCAUCAACUCAGCAAUGCUAGGUUUGCUAAAAGAAAGUUGGACGAGUCUGUUUUUCUAGGAAACCAAAUACAAGUGACAUAUGCACCCGAGUACGAGAGCCUCUCUGACACAAAAGAUAAGUUAGAAGGACGGAGGAAGGAAGUUCUAGCACGACUUAACCGUAAGUCCAAAGUGACAUACGUUCCUUGUUGUUGCAGAGUUCCUCUUAUGCAUUGCAUUGCUCGAACCUUCCACUUUUCUUCAGCAAGGAGAUCUAAAGGCCCUUUGGAUUGUAGCAGAGAGCCUUCCUCAGCUUCCACUCCUUGGCUUAAGGAGUCAUGUCCCCCAACUUCUUCCUUAUCUCAAAGGAAUUUGGGCGAGCCACGGGUUGGUAUCACAGGACAUGCUUCCUCCAUGCCAUUAGUCUCUACGGAUAAGGAAUAUUUCCCAUCAGAAUCGAUGAAUGAAACGGUUAAGUUGGUUAGGGAGAAACUGAAUAAGAUAGAAUCAUGUUCCGAGCAUGGGGCAUUGGGGUCUUCCAAGAAGGCGCGUGUCGACAAUAGAAGAAGAAUCUAGAUAUACAUAUGUAUUGUAUUUGAAUUUUGAUAGAUAUGGUAAUGUGCAUCGUUCGAGUUUGCUUAUCACAAGCUAA